AUGAAUACAACUCAAAGUUGUCAUAGGCAAGCUGCUUCAUCUAUAAUUGGGGACUGCUUGAAAGAGGAUUUUAGGUUUAUCUCUACUGAUCACUCCCUUCCUAGGGAUAUUGUUCAUAAGGCUCGUACUAAGCUUGGUGUUAAUAUUAGUUAUCAAAAAGCUUGGAGAGCAAAAGAACAUAUAUUAAGAUCAUUAAAUGGUGAUGCAGCUGAAUCAUAUAGCUUGAUUCCACAAUUUUUUGAAAGGUUGAAAGAAUUAAUUCAGCUAUCAAAAAUGGCGAUAAAAAAUGUCAAAAAAGCCAAUCUCUUGGAUCAUCACUCCCUCAAACACCUACUCGAUGAAUCUGUUUUUGAGAUUGUCACCAUUCGUGGCUAUGUUGAAGACGUGAGGUUGAGUAAUGUCAAAUUGAUUAUGGGCACUUUCAUCAUCAUCAUAGCUUUGGUGGCUCAAUUUUACAAGAAGAAAUGUGCCUCUCAUGUGAUCUUUAACUCUGGCAAGUAUGUAGUUUUUAAUGGGAUCUUGCAGUUUAUUGUUUACACAAAGGAGAAGAACGCAAUUUUGUUCACAUAUCCUCCUGCAGGUUCCUUCACCAGCACUGGAUUAGUAGUCUCUUCAAAGUUGCCCAGAUUCUCAGAUCUGUAUACACUGACCAUAUCUAGUUCAGAUCCCAAAUCAAUAUCUGCUAAUGAACCAGUUCAAUUUACCAAUAGUGUCACUCGUUGGUUUACUAAGGAUGGAGUUUUAGUUGAGGGGCUCUUCUGGAAAGAUGUCGAAGCACUGAUCGAUGAUUAUACUAGAGAACCAAAGAAGAGCAAGUGAUUUCUUAAACAAGCC
Molecule: messenger RNA, 834 nt
Organism: Benincasa hispida (wax gourd)
Lineage: Eukaryota; Viridiplantae; Streptophyta; Magnoliopsida; Cucurbitales; Cucurbitaceae
Source: RefSeq, a predicted model, not a curated record